Molecule: messenger RNA, 1790 nt
Organism: Thlaspi arvense
Lineage: Eukaryota; Viridiplantae; Streptophyta; Magnoliopsida; Brassicales; Brassicaceae
Source: the annotation of a GenBank genome assembly
GAAACACAGAGUGGGAGAGAAACUUGUUCAUGAAUUUUUCUUCUUCUCCUGAAAUCGAGAAGAUAUCCAAAAGAACUAAUCGUUUCGCAAGGUUUGAAGAAUCAUCUGAGUCGUUAAAAUCAAUCUUCAUGGAAGAAGGAAAAGGAAACAUUUACGAUGAGAUGGGAUGUUUCGAUCCCAAUACUCCGACAGAAAUGACGGUGGAGAGCGGCUUCUCUCACGCCGGACCACCACCACCACCACCACCACAACCACCGCAAAUCCUAAUCGCCGGAAGCAGAAGCAACAGCAACUGCAGUGUCGAAGUGGAAGACCUCUCUGAGUUCCAUCUCAGCCCACAAGACUGUCCUCAAGCUUCUUCAACACCUCUCCAGUUUCACAUCAAUCAUCUUCCUCCUCCUGAUCACCAACAGUUCCAAAACAACAUCAAUUUGAUUCACCAGAUGGCUCAUGAUCAACAACAACAACAACAACACUCUAAUUGGGAUAACAAUGGUUAUCAAGAUUUCGUCAAUUUGGGUCCAAACUCUGCAACAACUCCUGAUUUGCUUAGUCUCUUGCACUUGCCUAGAUGCUCGCUGCCUCCUCCUCACUCUAUGCUCCCUAACUCAUCAAUCUCGUUCCCUGACAUUAUGUCUUCUUCCUCUGCUGCUGCUGUCAUGUACGAUCCUCUCUUCCAUCUGAAUUUCCCUCUGCAGCCUCGAGACCAGAGCCAGCAAAGAAACGGUUCUUGUCUACUUGGAGUUGAAGAUCAGAUUCACAUGGAUGCUAGUGGAGGUGGGAUCAAUAUGAUGUAUUACGAUGGAGGAAACAUCAUCAACAAUAACAGCAACAAUAACAACAACAAUCAUGGCGAAUUUGACAAUGGGAUUUUUGAGUUUCACAGUGGAGGUAACCGUAAAGGAAGAGGAUCAGCAAAGUCGAGAACUUUCCCUACAGAACGUGAAAGAAGAGUUCACUUCACUGACCGCUUCAUCGACCUCAAGAACCUCAUCCCAAAUCCCACAAAGAAUGAUAGAGCAUCGAUCGUUGGAGAGGCGAUAGAUUACAUCAAAGAGCUGUUGAGGACAAUAGAGGAGUUUAAGAUGCUUGUGGAGAAGAAGAAAUUCGGGAAAUUCAGGAGCAAGAAGAAAGCUAGAGCUGGUGGUGGAGGAGAAGAAGGUCAUCAAGAGCAAGAAGAAGACACUGUGAAUUACAGGCCACAGAGCGAAGUAGACCAAUCUUGCUUCAACAAGAACAGCAACAACAACUCACUGAGAUGUUCUUGGCUGAAGAGGAAAUCCAAGGUCACGGAGGUCGACGUACGCAUAAUCGAUGACGAAGUAACCAUCAAGCUUGUCCAGAAGAAGAAGAUCAACUGUUUGUUGUUCACAACCAGAGUUCUUGAUCAGCUUCAGCUUGAUCUUCACCAUGUUGCAGGAGGACAAAUUGGUGAGCAUUACAGCUUCUUGUUCAACACUAAGAUUUGUGAAGGAUCUUGUGUGUAUGCAAGUGGAAUUGCAGACACAGUGAUGGAGGUUGUGGAGAAACAGUACAUGGAAGCGGUUCCCACCAACGGCUACUGAGAGUGAUAGUGAGGUUAAAUUGCUUUUUUAAUUUACUUUGUUUUACUUCCCUAAUGACUGAUUAGUUAUUAAUCACUUUGGUGAUUUUCAAGUUAUUUUAGCUAGAGUUAGAGCUAGAGCUGAGGCUUUUCGUCUGGAUUUUGUCUAACUCUAUAUGAUUUUCUAGCUUUAUGGAUUUCGUUUUUUCUUUUUACCAAUUUGAUCUGUUUGUGUUUUCAAUCCGGG